Messenger RNA from Arachis duranensis, 905 nucleotides. Its product is annotated as probable glutathione peroxidase 2. Gene Ontology annotation, cellular component: cytosol. The transcript is spliced from 7 exons. Gene Ontology annotation, molecular function: glutathione peroxidase activity. Bases 43 to 642 code for a protein of 199 amino acids. The record is from RefSeq and is a predicted model, not a curated record. Gene Ontology annotation, biological process: response to oxidative stress. Lineage: Eukaryota; Viridiplantae; Streptophyta; Magnoliopsida; Fabales; Fabaceae.
GAUUCCGAUUCCCAUUCCCAUUCCACGUCAGAGAUCGUUGGCAUGCGGCAGUUGUUGACUGCGUGGAACUUGUGUGCUCUUGUUUUCCUCUCCCUCGCUUUCUUCCUCUAUUCUCAUUCGCACCCUUCUCCCUCUUCCAUGGCUCAAGAAUCUUCCAAAUCCAUCUACGAUUUCACUGUCAAGGACAUCAAUGGUAACGAUGUGAAUUUGAAUCAAUACACUGGCAAGGUUCUGCUCAUUGUCAACGUUGCCUCCCAGUGUGGUUUGACACAAACAAAUUACAAGGAACUCAAUGUACUCUACAAGAAGUACAAGGAUCAAGGGCUUGAAAUCUUGGCAUUUCCAUGCAAUCAGUUUGCUGGACAGGAACCAGGAAAUAAGGAAGAAAUCCGGGAGGUUGUAUGCACAAAGUUCAAAGCUGAAUUUCCUAUCUUUGAUAAGGUUGAAGUCAAUGGGAAGAAUGCAGCACCACUUUAUAAAUAUUUGAAGGAUCAGAAAGGGGGAAUAUUUGGAGAUGGCAUCAAGUGGAACUUCACAAAGUUCUUGGUAAGCAAAGAUGGUAAGGUCGUUGAAAGAUAUGCUCCAACCACCUCACCUCUCAAAAUUGAGAAAGACAUCCAGAACCUCUUACAGGCUUCUUGAGUUGCAUGAUUUGACUGUCUCAGAGGUCACAGGAAAUGUCUACAGCGCUUUCAAAGAAUCAGCAGCUUCUCAGUGGAUGUAGUGCUUCAUUGCCUAAUUAUUAUCAUUUUGUAACACAUAUCCUUUGCCUGGAUUAUAAAAUAAGUAUAGUUUGGCACUAUGAUCAUGUCGCCAAAACAAUGUAAUUUGGAUGCAUGUUUAUGUUAAUGUGUAUGAUCCAUAGAUUUAAUCUGUUGCCACCGCUGUUGUGGUGUUGUUACCAA